AUGUCCAAGAUACAUUCAAUUUCAGAUUCAAAAUAUAUAAAACCAUCUCAACUACAUCAAUGGAUAAUAAAUAAAAGAUCACCAUCAGGAGAUGAUAAAUUUGCAAUAAUAGAUGUAAGAGACUCAGAUCAUAUUGGAGGUCAUAUAAAGGGAAGUUGGCAUUACCCUUCAUCAAAUUUUUCAAAUCUGAUUAAAGAAAUACAGAAUAAGAUUUAUGAUUUAAAAAUUAAAGAUGUUGUUUUCCAUUGUAUGUUAUCUCAAUCAAGAGGUCCUUCAUCAACUUUAAAAUUUUUAAGAUCAAUUGAUGAAAUAAGAGACGGUGAUAUAAAAAAUUAUUUUGGAAAUGAAGUUAAUUUAUAUAUUUUAAAAGGUGGAUUUGCUCAUUGGCAAGAUAAAUAUGGGAAAGACCCUACUGUUACUGAAAAUUAUGAUGAAGAAAUAUAUAGAUUUGGUGCACCAACUUGA
This is a messenger RNA of Lodderomyces pseudojiufengensis, 465 nucleotides long. Its product is annotated as phosphatase. The coding region runs from base 1 to 465 and encodes 154 amino acids. Gene Ontology annotation, cellular component: nucleus; cytoplasm. The transcript has a single exon. The record is from RefSeq and is a predicted model, not a curated record. NCBI's taxonomy places the organism in Eukaryota, Fungi, Ascomycota, Pichiomycetes, Serinales, Debaryomycetaceae. Gene Ontology annotation, molecular function: protein tyrosine phosphatase activity.